CAGCCAGCAGCCAGCAGCGAGCGGGUAAAUGGAGCCAACAACACCGGGUGCCAGUCGUCGGCAGUUCGCGCGCAGGCGCCGCGAGCAGCAGCAGCAGCAGCGCAGGACACGCCUGAGUCCCGUAUGGAACUCCAACUGGAACAGCGACAAGCGUCCGCCGGUGCGAGGCUCCUCCAACGUGGCAGUUGUGCGGCCCAGCAGGAGCUCCAUGGAAACCACAAAGACCCGUCCAGCCAGCACUUGUCUGCAUUCGCGGGGGAUGCACUCCUUCUCCAACCCCUAUGUGGCGCUGCUGCACGGCAAGGAACAGGCGAAUGGCGGCGUUGGGAAGAGAUGCAACCGAAUGCCGGUGGCCCCAUGCCCCAUGGCCUUCGGACGGACGUACACUGCGCCGCAGCCUCCCACUGCCAGCCAGGCGGCCAAGGGCGGGCAAAGCACAAAGACCGGCUUAGUCCGUAAUGCAGCCGUCAAGGCCAAGGUGGACUCGCACCUGUGCUCCAGCUCGGAUCACAUGGUGCCUUUGGCGAUGGAGAACAAGGCCCUGGCCGAGGCCCACCAGCAGCUAGAUUUGCUCAUCACCGGGAUCGAGCGGGAGAGCUAUCAAAUGCCUUCGACACGUCCACCCCCACGCCGCCGCCGAUCCAGAGGAGCGCGAGUCCAAAGCGGGAAAGGAGUGCGCUGCCAGAUGGGUAAACCACCGCCGGUGCCAGCCGGCUCUCCCAUGCUGAGUGCCCGCUACAAGAAGAGUGCAAGGGAGGACGCGGAGCAGAUCCGACACCUGGUACCGUUGGCAUGCAAUCCACAGCUGCUGCCCCCGGCGCGGCGAGAGGCGCUGCUGGAGCUGUUAUCGCGUGCCGAGCAGCACGACAAUGGCAUAGUGGAGCUGCUGCGGCCGCCCACGGGCAACUCCUCGAGGAACAACAGGCUGACGAUGCUCCAGAUGCUGCCUUUGAGCCUGGAUGAGUCGCCGUACGGCAAGCAGAUGUCCCAGAAGUAUCUGUGCCAGCCUGGCGGCGCGGGCCUGCGAACCGACGAUGAGCGCUUCAAGGAGGCGAAGAUCCUGCGCAGUCCCACUGGUCAGGUGCUGCUGUCGCGCACCCUGGAGGAGGAGCUCAAGGAUGAGCAAAUGGUGCUUAACUUCAUGGAGGAGAAGCUCAAGUGGCGGCAGGAAGCCUCUGCUGGUGCCCAGCAGCUCAACGAGCGCCAGCAGCAGGCCAUGCGGGAGCGGGCCGAGCUGGAGCAGCACAAGCAGCUGGUGAUCGAGUGUCGGGAGCGGCGGCGUCAAGCCGAUCUCAAGAAGGAGCUCAAUCAGCGGAAAGAUAUGGUAAUUCCGCGCAGAAUGCUGCCCAAAGUUGUUCCCGAAAGCGAGGAUGAAGCGAAGGACGCUGCGACCUGGUGCCAUCUCCGACGAGGCCAUCAAAUAUCACACUCAGAAAUGUUCAAGGCGGUCGAUGAUCCCCUGAAUGAGCUCCUCGAGCGGCGACAUCAGUUCCAGGUACAUGCUCAGGCCAUAGCUUUUCCCAAGACCAAGGAGGACACUCCAAGGAGCAAUCAAGCCUCACACAUCCCACAGCAAUGCGUGGCCAAGGCCGUAGACCUCGAUGAUCCCCUGCAUGAGCUCCGCGACCAGCGCCAUUUGUUCCAGAUGCAUUCGCAGGACUGUUGCCUCUACAGAAACGCCCGAAGCUCCACGCCCUGGGAGAUCUUUGCCAGUGUGGCCGCGACCUGCAUCCAGGAGUUGUUGGACGACGUGCUGGCCGCAGACAGCGACAAAGAUGAUUCUGGCGACGAAUCUGAGAUCGAAUCUGACUGAAUUCCCAAGACAAAUGGCAACAUUUAUUUGCCAGCAAAUUGAAAGUAAUUCCAAAUUCAGA
Drosophila subobscura is the source of this 1874-nucleotide messenger RNA. RefSeq lists its product as uncharacterized. Bases 29 to 1813 code for a protein of 594 amino acids. NCBI's taxonomy places the organism in Eukaryota, Metazoa, Arthropoda, Insecta, Diptera, Drosophilidae. The record is from RefSeq and is a predicted model, not a curated record. The transcript has 3 exons.